UCCCCCCAAAAGAUAUACUUUCACAUCGAAUACGUUUAGCAGCAGGAGCAGAUUUUCGAUUUUCAGUCUUCAUCAGUGAUUUGAAUAAAUUCUGUGCAGCAAAGAAAUCACCAGAAUGAAGAUUUUUGUUACAACAGUUUGUUUGCUUAUAUCCACGGUAUAUUGUGUGCCUCAAGGCAAUGGUGUGACAGCUGGAAUACCAGGGUACACGCAACUGAGAUCAGAUCAGAUAAAGUAUCUUCAAGAGAACGGGUUCGGAUCUACCAGAAAAACUUUCAGACCUACCGUAGCUUACGAAGAGGUAGAAUACGAGGAAGAUGAAGUAGCAGAAUCAACACAAGGAGAACCUACUUAUGCUGUACCAAACUACCCAGUACCACUGAAAACUACACCUGGGAAGUCGUACGCUACUGCAACACCCAAGUACUACGCUAGUCCUUCUUCUAACAACUUUAGAAGAGCUGGAGACAAUCAAAUUAGACAAAAUAAACUGGAAGAAAUAGAGGAAGAAGAAAAGGAUGAACCGGAACAACCAGACAGACUGACUGAAUUGCUGCCUCAGUCCAAGUUCCAGUGUAGUAAUAAGAAAACCGGAUACUAUGCUGACGAGGAACUAGGUUGUGAGGUAUUCCAUUACUGUCACGAGAAUGCCAAGCAUUCCUGGAUUUGUCCUGAAGGAUUUACAUUUCAUCAGAUUCAGCUCAUUUGCAUGCCUCCUGGCGGUGAUAACAUAUGCGAAAAAUCUUCGGACUACCAUUUUGUCAACGAUUAUCUCUACAAGCCUGUGAAUCUGCAGGAAUACCAGCAGAAGCCCAACGUCAGCUUAAGGUACUCUGAUAGGUACUUCCCAGAUGCUUACAGGCCCAGAUAUGAUGACGAAGAUGACGCACCAGUCCACCAUCAGCAUUCUGUAAGAGUAACAAACGUCCCACGUUAUCAACCAGUCCAAUCGACAACCUUUAGACCACAAUCAACUUUAUCACAAGUAUUCAGAUCGCCAGAAGAGAUCAACAUUUCUCUUCAACAAAGAAGGCCUCAAUAUUCCAUUCCAAAAUAUGAAACCUAUUCAAAAUAAUUUUUUUCUUUUGUAUGCUUGCUUUCUUUCUUGACUUUUUUCGUUGAUUUUUUUGAAAGUAAAUCUUUGAAUAAGUUACAACAGUAAAAUAAAAGUUUAAAAAGGCUAGGUGAGAAAAGAAGUAUUUUUAGAACUGUUUUUCAAUGAUUUAUUUUCGAAAUUCUUAUUUUCACGAUUACUGAUGAUGGAUGAAUAUUUUGUGUGAAUAUAAAUUAAAUGUUCUUAAAUUAUGUUUUAGGUUUAAUUUUAUUUACUUAAGAAGUUGAUUAUUGUUUUAAUUUUUGUGUUAUUAUACAUGUAAUUUUUUUAAAAUAAAUAAAUUUUAAUCUAUGGAUUUUA
Molecule: messenger RNA, 1414 nt
Organism: Sitophilus oryzae (rice weevil)
Lineage: Eukaryota; Metazoa; Arthropoda; Insecta; Coleoptera; Curculionidae
Gene: Cpap1-g
Exons: 6
Coding region: 116-1075 (319 amino acids)
Cellular component (GO): extracellular region
Molecular function (GO): chitin binding
Source: RefSeq, a predicted model, not a curated record